Molecule: messenger RNA, 1966 nt
Organism: Podospora pseudocomata
Lineage: Eukaryota; Fungi; Ascomycota; Sordariomycetes; Sordariales; Podosporaceae
Exons: 2
Coding region: 1038-1748 (236 amino acids)
Source: RefSeq, a predicted model, not a curated record
ACCGCAGCCACAACCGGCGUUCUCUUUGUAUUUUUCUCCCACCAGGCUCUUCAGAUACAGCAGUCCGAACUUGAUUAUCAUAUUUGGAGCAUAGCAGACCAACAAUUCCGCCUUUACCCCAUUUGUCAUAUUUCAAGGCCAUAAUCGCGGCCCCAACCUCUACUUGAGCCGCUUAAGCCACUGCAAUUGGAGAUCAAUCAGUUCUAGGAGAGGGCGUAGAAAGUCAGCUCGAUGCUUAGCCACGGUUCCUUUGCCUUCGCGGAAACAAAACGACCCCCCGGCCCAUUUUGGAGGGCUCGAAUUCAACCUUCAAAUCGUUUGAGGUCUCCAAGAUCUCCAGGCUUCCAUUUAAUCCCAUCUCGCCCAUGGCCCGAAACUGAAUGAUGGAGAAGAUCAAGACCGACCUCGCCUUUAGGUGAAGACCGCUGGAGUGCUGCGCCAGUGCAAAGCAUGUCUCCUACCCGGCUUUUCUGAUGUGUCGAAGCCCAUCUUUGUGAUGUGCCAUCGGGCCAUGUGCAUGUGGUAGCACUGGGUGGAUGGGCAACAGGGGGGCCCAGUGGCCAGCGGGCCAUUCUUGAUGGCCGUUGAAGCGGCGGGUGUGACUGUGUGAUGGCUUCUGCAUUCACCCAACUAGGCGGCGCGCCGCUCCCGCUCUUGCGUGCAUCACACACCCGCUGCACGAUGCCCUACCGUGCCAACUAGGUGCAUGCCAAAUGCUUUUCACCUAGGGGGGAAAAUGGAUGCAGCCCUGUGAUUUCCAGGCUUCCUGGAGGGCUCACAAGCUGGGCGGGCCUUGCAGUCUCUCGGGCAACGUCCGGUUUCCCUCCGUUUCGUUUCUUUGCUAUGCAUUGCAUGUCUUUUUUUUUUUUUUUUUUUUUUCACCUACAUUUUCUCCCAUCUCUCUUGUCCUCAUAAAUAUGCAGAGCCUCCCCGCUCGGCAAUCGGUUCCCUUCAGAUCUGCAUUUAGUGUGCAGCUUCCCCCACACCUCUACUCUUGACAAUAUCCAUCACAUCUCACAGACUCGCCUCAAGUCACAAUGUCAAACGACUCACGACUACCAUUUCCCCGACUUUCGAGUCCGGACCCCAAUGGAAGUGACGCCAACUCGUCAGUCCAAGUUCAGCUUGAUGCUCUCAGCAACAGGGGGAGAAGCGCAACCGGCCCCUCACAAACACCAUCAAGACUACCUUCACCAUCACAGCCCGAACCGGCUUUUGAACAACAUCCAAGCCAGUCGAAUUCGCAAUCCUCCCAACUGUCGAUCGACUUCUUGCUUCGACAAUCCGGAGAGGACCCAUUACUUCCUAACGAGGAUGUCUUGCUGGGUUUGACCUCUGGCGGCGUCCACUCGGGCCAGAAACGACCAUAUGACAGUGAGACUAUCGAUGAAGAUGAAGAACGCUAUGCAAAAAGGGAUAGAAUGACGGAGGAACUCGAGCUCAUGUCUCCAUCUACGGAAGCACCAAUGACAUCUUUCCCAUUUUCGUCUGCCCCCACGGAGGUUCCAUCGAUAUCCGUGGCAGACUUUGAUGACAUCGAUCGAAUUUUGUCUCCGGAAAGACAACAAGAUCCGAUAUUCCAGUCGGAUUCUCAGACGGUGGUGAUUGGGAAUAGGAGAACAUUGCCUAUUCGGUCCGUGUCGAGGAGGUUACCGCCACAGCAGUCAACGAAUGUGCCUGGCACAAGUGGGAGACCAAUCGAAGGGCAGUCGGGAGAGGGUGAUGCAGAGGAGGAUCGGAGGAGGUGACAUUUCUGACUGGGGUGUGUUUUUGAGAAGGGUUUGUUGGGCAAGUGAGAUGGUUUUCUUAUAAUAUAAGGUUGCAGAGUUGUUUGAUAAUUCCAGUAUGUACUCAGAUACAGCGGUGCACUUAUAUCAGGCGGCUCAUAGUUUUAGGUAGCGAACACGAAGCAUGUUUUAUCAGGAUAAUGUGAACUUGUGUCUCACCAUCCUAUUAUUCUCCUCCG